Molecule: messenger RNA, 1508 nt
Organism: Drosophila sechellia
Lineage: Eukaryota; Metazoa; Arthropoda; Insecta; Diptera; Drosophilidae
Gene: fok
Product: fledgling of Klp38B
Exons: 2
Coding region: 262-651 (129 amino acids)
Source: RefSeq, a predicted model, not a curated record
UCAGUUUCACGAGAGACUUCCAACAGAAUACAUCGAAUUUCGGCGAGAGAUUCGCAACUCAGGAAGAAGAAAAAGGAAAACCUCUGCACCUCUGCGAGUUACCUCCACCCAAAAGUGCACCAAAAAGCGUUGUUAAAAAACAAAACAAAGUGAUUUUAAAAGCCAGGGUUCAUUGCACGCCCACAUUACAAACACAAUUCACAUCCCGUUGAUUGGCACUGCAGUUCGCAAAAAUAGUACCGAAACACAGGGCAGCACAACAUGGAUGUUUGGGGAUUCUGCGUCAGCGACACCACAAUGGCAUAUGGCGGGUCCAUGCGCAGCGGCUACUACCGCGACUACGAGGAGUUCCCCUAUGGCACCCUGGAGUCCACCACCUCCUCGCACGCGGUCAAGGACUGCUACAGUCGAGUGCAAGAAAAGUGCAAGCAGAUAAAGUCCGAGAAGCAGAUGCGCAAGGACUGCCCGUUCUGCAAGGAGCACAAGAAGCGGCCGCUCAUCAACUACAUGCGCAAGCGGGAGCAGCGGAAGCACCAUGAUAGCAUCUGCGAGGACGAGGAGGACAUGCACGAGCACGAGCAUGAGAUGGAGCACACCCACAACCACAGCCAGACGACAGUCCUUGCCGCCCCGCAAAGCUGCAAGGUGUGAGUGGGAGCGGGACGACUCUACUGCGGACGCUGCCCGCAGCAUUCGCGAAAUGCCAUAUAUGUAUACAGAUGUGUAACCUAACCAGAAGAAAGGAAACCUGAAAGAGUAAGAACAAAAACAAAGAAAACCCGAGGAGAAAAGAGAAAAAGCUGUUAAAGACGAAGAUUGCGCGAGAGAGCGAGACAGCAGCCUGCAGCUACAAUAAUCCACGGCAACUGUACCCCUAUUUUUGAAAUGGUUGCCCAGCAUUUCCGCGUCGCGAAUACACUACCAUUUACAAAAGCCAAAACCACUUGAUACCAAUUUACAACUAACCUUUUUCAUUAUCAACCGCUUCGUUUUUACACCAACUUCGCAGUUAUGUACAACUACAAACGGCACUUUGUUUACCGACAAACAAUAGCGCACGACGAAAAAAGCAAGUAACGAAAACCUGCCCCGCUUGACCAACGCAUUUUUUGACCUUAGGCAAACGAGAACAUCGUGAAAAGCUAAAAAAAAAGAAAAAUAUUAUAUAUGUACGAAACACAACAAGGGAAGCAAAAACUGAAUUUUCUAUUUUGCGUACGAGACUGAGUAAAUUGCAGUAGAAAAUUUUUAAGCGAUUUUCUGUUUCUGUUAUUUUCGUUGCUUUAGUUUGGACCCGAUUGGAUCAGUUACAGGUAUACCGUGUAAGCAAGAAAUAAUGAAAGCUAUAACGAUCAAUCAAGGUUUACAAUUGUUAUUUUUCGAUAUAUGCGUAGUACAUACUUUGGACCCCGAUUUUUAUUGUAUCCUUGUCUAUAUUAGACAUUCCCCUAUAUUUAUUGUAAUACCAACUGGGCGUUGCACAGUCCGAGCUAGUGUCAAAAUGAAAU